GCUUGGGAAGAAAUGGAUGGAGUACCAAGGUGUUAGAAACUGGGACGGCUUGCUUGACCCUCUGGACGACAAUUUGCGCCGAGAGAUUCUCCGGUAUGGCCAGUUCGUGGAAGCUACCUAUAAAUCCUUCGACUUCGACCCUUCCUCGCCUUCAUACGGCACCUGUAUGUUCCCCAGAAGAUCACUGUUAGAACGAGCGGGCUUACCCGAGACCGGUUAUCGUUUGACCAGAAAUCUACGUGUGACCUCCGGUAUUCGGCUACCACGUUGGAUGGAAAGGGCACCCAACUGGGUUGCGACCCAGUCCAGUUGGAUUGGCUACGUGGCAGUCUGUCAAGACAAAGGUGAAAUCUCCAGGCUUGGACGUCGAGACGUGGUGAUUGCUUACAGAGGCACCACCACGUGCUUGGAGUGGCUGGAGAAUCUCCGCGCCACCCUGACCCACCUUCCCGGUGCUGGUUCAGACGACGUCGGGUCAUGCGGACCAAUGGUGGAGAGCGGUUUCCUUAGCCUCUAUACCUCCGGAACCGCAGGCUCACCCAGCCUCCAACACAUGGUGCGACAAGAAAUCUCCCGGCUCAUCCAAUCUUACGGCGACGAGCCCCUGAGCUUGACCAUCACCGGGCACAGCCUUGGCGCUGCCCUAGCGACUCUCACCGCGUACGACAUCAAGACCACCUUGGAACGGGCACCGGAGCUCGUCACGGUCAUCUCCUUCGGAGGGCCACGCGUCGGGAACUUGAGAUUCAGGCAACUCCUAGAAAAACAAGGCACCAAAGUUCUACGUAUCGUGAACUCGGAAGACCUAAUAACCAAACUACCAGGCUUCGUUAUCAAUGAUAGCAAUGACGACGUACCGUACAAUCAUAGCAUCCACGUGGCAGCUGGCCUGCCUAGCUGGAUCCAAAAGCGUGUGGAGGAGACGCAGUUGAUGUACGCGGAGGUUGGGCGGGAGCUACGGCUGAGCAGUAGAGACUCCCCUUACCUCAGCGGCUUCAACGUCGCCACUUGUCACGAGCUCAAGACAUACCUCCACCUGGUCGACAGCUUCGUGAGCUCCGCGUGUCCUGUCAAAGCAAAUCUUUAAUAAAAAAAUAGUAUCGAGAAUACGUACAACCUAGACUUUGGAUAGUAAA
Juglans regia (Persian walnut) is the source of this 1136-nucleotide messenger RNA. Its product is annotated as phospholipase A(1) DAD1, chloroplastic-like. Gene Ontology annotation, biological process: lipid metabolic process. The transcript has a single exon. Gene Ontology annotation, molecular function: glycerophospholipase activity. The record is from RefSeq and is a predicted model, not a curated record. NCBI's taxonomy places the organism in Eukaryota, Viridiplantae, Streptophyta, Magnoliopsida, Fagales, Juglandaceae. The coding region runs from base 17 to 1087 and encodes 356 amino acids.